Triplophysa rosa is the source of this 1641-nucleotide messenger RNA. It is a transcript of the gene ints15, whose product is annotated as integrator complex subunit 15. Bases 224 to 1633 code for a protein of 469 amino acids. NCBI's taxonomy places the organism in Eukaryota, Metazoa, Chordata, Actinopteri, Cypriniformes, Nemacheilidae. The record is from RefSeq and is a predicted model, not a curated record. The transcript has 8 exons.
ACAGAUAGUGCUUGAAACGCGUUGUGUGUCACCAUAGAGAACGAUUAGACGUGUUUUUCGUCGCUGAUCGGGAUUAACCUAUUCUAAUGCAAUAUGAGGAUUUAAUACGAUCUAAGCACAUUUUCGUUGGACAAAUAAUUUCCAGUUCCUUGUUUUUUGUUGUGUUGUUUCUAUACAACAAAGUGCUGCGGUACCAUGGUACAGCGAUAUACCAGAUGCAGAGAUGAGUGAUAUCCGCCAUGCGUUGCUGCGGCGUGAUCCGCUGAGUGCAGCUAAAGAGGUUCUGUAUCAUCUGGACAUCUCUCUGGGCAGUGCGAUGCAGAGCUCGACAGGUCCCACACCUGGACUGGAGAAGAGCACCGUGGAGCUGGUGGAGGAGUUCAUAUUUCACGUCUAUAAAGACAGAAACAUUCAGCCCAAGAGGAUGAGCUGCGUUCAGGAGCUCCAGCUGCUGGAAAUCAUGUGCAGUUAUUUCCAGGAGCAGAGCAAAGACGCAAUCCGACAGAUCAUUUUCUCCGCCCUCUUCAGUCUCCAAGGCAACAAGGCUGAUGAGAGCCGCAUGGCCAUGCUUGGGAAGCUGGUCUCUAUGGCGAUAGCUGUAUCUCGGGUGACCAUACUAGAAUGUGCAGCCACCUGGCUACAGCGCACACACUCUGCGUGGUGUGUUCGGUUGGCUCAGGUGUUGAUGGAUGAUUACUGCUCACUGGUGCCAUGUGCCAUCUCCACACUGCAGAACAUCUGUUCAGCCAGUCCCCGAUUCUGCUGCCAGCUCAUCACUGCAGUAACAGCCCUCUAUGACUUCUCCUCAGAUGAGCUGACUCCGCCCCCUGCUCUCUUGGAGAUGCUAGUUGGUUGGAUCACAGAGGACCCCAGACUGCUUCUCCUCACCUUCAUCAACACACCCCUCAAUUCUAGCCUGCCAUUAGGUUGCCUUGAGAUCACACCUCUUUUGGGACUGCUCAGAUGGUGUGUCAAAGCUCCUUUAGCCUAUCAGAGAGCCCGAAAGCCGGCUAUGAGCAAUGGGCAUGGAGAAAGUGACAAAGGGACGGCGAAUGGAGACCUGUACUCUAAACUGCACCUGAGUGUUCUUCAAGUCUUUCUCAUGCUACAGGUCCAACUGACAGAACAGAAUCUCAUUGGUCGUCUAGCCGUGCUCCCUGUGGAGUCUGUUGCCGCGCUGGUGGAGGAAGUCAGUCGUAUAUGUGAGAAACUCACGCCUCUCCCUGCUGCCAGUCAAAUUCAGCUGGCUCUGGAUAGGCUGGCACAAGCCCUUCAGGUUGCCAUGGCAGCGGGAGCUCUUUUGUGUACCAGGGAGGACCUACGGACUUUGUGCUCCAGACUUCCCCACAAUAAUCUGUUACAGCUGGUGAUGUCCGGUCCAGUCGUGCAGCCCCCACCUCACGGCGGACCUUUCCAGCCCAAUAUGUACCCCCACAUCCACCCCGGCCGACCCUCUCCUCACAGUCCACAUCAGUCCGCCCUGUCCUCUCCACACAGUCCACACCCGGUCCUGUCACCACACCCCACGCACCCAGCACUGUCCCCGCAUCGCCCGUUAACACCCCACGCUGCUUUAUCUCCACACGCCUACCAUCCUGCAGCCGUGUCCUUUCCAUACCGGCCCAUUCGUUGACCAGAAAA